Messenger RNA from Brassica rapa (field mustard), 4466 nucleotides. RefSeq lists its product as uncharacterized. NCBI's taxonomy places the organism in Eukaryota, Viridiplantae, Streptophyta, Magnoliopsida, Brassicales, Brassicaceae. Gene Ontology annotation, molecular function: nucleic acid binding; zinc ion binding. The record is from RefSeq and is a predicted model, not a curated record.
GGCUAGUGAUGAGGACCUCAAGUCAGUAGCUGGACCUCCAACUCAUGAGAUCAACCAUACAAGCUACAUUGGAGCCAGCAGCAACAUAGAUUCACUCAAAGAAAGAUAUCUUUGCAACCAUGAGGAAUUUAACCGUGAAACCGGUUGCUAUAGAUUCUCAACUCAAGCAGAGCACGCAGCAAAUUGGUUUCAUACCAAAAGGAGUAAUGGUUUAGGAGAUAUUCCCGUUACAAGUCAGACUAUCUACACUGCAUCCGAACUGGUUCUAAUUAAGGAAAGUAAUUCUUUGCUUAAGGAGUGUGCAACUCAAACUCACGUGUGGAAACCAGGAGAUUAUUCAUUAUAUCUAAGAGCAGUUGGAGAGUUUCUACCAUGCACCAGCAGCCACAGGAUCAAGAUGAAUCCCUUAUUUGUCAACUUACCUUACAUGGAUGCAUUCACACUUGGAGUUAUUAAAGACCAACGGCUAUUUCCCCUUCUGUUCAGGCACGACUUAGAGACUAUCCAGACAUCAAAGGAGAUCCCACGGAUGCAUUUAUUUCUGCCCAAACUCACAAGAUACAAGGAGAGAAGACAACUUCCAUACAUGGACAGAUUCUGCACCAACUAAGUCCAACGGCUAGUUUUUCACUUAUUAUUUCUUUCCAAGUUAUUCUUUUAGGCAUUUGUGUUCUUUUCUAUUUAAACAGAGCUAAGUCUCAUUUGUAAAUCACCCUUGCACGAAAUUAAUAAAGUAUUAUUAAGUUUACAAAGUUUGUCUUUGUUUUGUUCAAUUAGUCUUUAGGUGGAUUCCUUUAGAUUUCUUGUCCGUUUGCUUGUCUCCUUAGUUUGUGGAUUCAUUCUAGGAUACAAGUGUAGGUCUCUGUCUUGGUGUGGAUUCACAUAGGCACAGGCUUCUGGUCUUAUCAAAGGGAUAUUUCCGCAACCCUUUGUGGCGACAAUCGACCCAUUCAAGCUUGACAACUCUUGUUGCCUUGUGAUCUAGCCUUUGUUAGCUUAGGCUUGUAUCAUUUUUGGUAUCAGAGCUUAAAGCCCCUAUCCCCAGGUUGUGUUCAUCCAACCUUUAUAUCUUUUAAUUUUGUUUUGCAUUUUGUUUUUCAUUUAGUUUUGUUUUGCAUAAUCAUAUAAAACCUAUAAAAAGUCAUAUUUGUUUCUGUUGCAUCUUGUUUAUCUUGUUUCUAUUUCAUAAAACCAUAAAAAUAAAAUUGUUUGUCAUUUGUUGCAUUUGUUGCAUUUAGUUCUUUAUUUCUGUCAAAAAUAUUAAAACCCAUAAAAAGUUGUGUUCUUCAUUUGUUCUUCAUCCUGUCGAUUUAAUUGUUGCUUAGAUUCAUAUCUUUAAAAAAAAAACAUAAAAGCUGUUAGAAUUAAGUUAAUAUCCGAGUUUCCAAAUUUUGGUGGAGUUUUUGAAAGUUUUCCUUCUUCUGGUCAACCGAAACUUAUUCCUUUCCAAAAGAUUUUUGUUUACUUGCAAACUUUAUUUAAAAAAAAAAAAAAAAAGAGAGGAAAUCAGAAAUUGCCCAUUUUGUUUAGUGUUUAGUAUUUUUUUCUUCUUCUUUCCUUUAACUUUGCUAGUCACGUUUUCUUGUUUAAUCACUUGAUUCAGAAUACUUUCAUCUUCUUCUUGAGAUAUUUAAUCCUUAACUUGGUAGACAUGGCGACUGAAGAAGAAGCUGAUGAGUACAAUAUUUCUGAAGUUGAUUGGGGUGAAGAACCGGGAUACUCAUGGGAAGAUCAAAACUAUGGAGAUGGCUCUGAAGAAGAAGCUGAUGAGUACAAUAUUUCUGAACUUGAUUGGGGUGAAGAACCGGGAUACUCAUGGGAAGAUCAAAACUAUGGAGAUGGCUCUGAAGAAGACGACCAGUGUAGAGAGUCAAGGGCUGAAGAUGGAUAUGAGGAAGGACCAUGUCGUGGGGAGCUUGAUUCCAAACCACAAGACCACUACAAGAACCAUACCAUCAACAAGAGCUAUUCUAAACCUUGGUUAAAAUUUACUGAUAAAUUUUAUGACUAUAGUCCAACAGUUUUCACCAAAACACUUGUGUCUUUUUCAGGAAACGAGAACUACUCCAGAUGGGAGGAAGACAUGGAAAAUUAUUUUUGGGAGUACAAAGUUCCUAAACAUAAGAAGCUGUCCAUAGCCUUAGACACCCGUGUAGGAGAAGCUUACCAAUGGUGGCUUCAAGAGGAAGAAUGUCGCAUCUACUUCAAGGAACCAACCCCACACUGGGAAUAUGUCAAAGAGCUGAUGUAUGAACAUUUCGAGAUGAGGAGAUUACCCCCUAGAACCUGUCCUAAACGUUUUGUUAAACUGAAACCGAGACAACUACAUGAGCGUGAGGUAACUUUAACUUCUCACUAUAAUUCAUAUGAUCAGUUUCGUUUGUAUAAGUUUUCAGGAAAAGGUGAAGACCCUAGAAACUAUCUUCAGUGGGAAGAGGACAUGGAAAGGUACUUCAAGUGCAACUCCAUUCCAAAAGGAAAAUACUUGUCCUAUGAUCUAGGACAGCUCACUGACAAGGCUCAACGGUAUUGGAAAAGAGAAGAGAAGUAUAGGGAACAAUUUCAAGAGCCUCCUAUACGCACUUGGGAGCAAUUCAAAGGGGUCAUGAGGGAUAGAUUUGCACCUUACAUCCCUACACAACACGCUCAGAAGGUGUCUACAAAGAGAGUAGUACAACCCCAAGUCUUGCAGCCGGCAAACCAGAGGCAAAGCUCAAAACCAGUGCAUACACCUCAUGUAAAGCACAACCAAGGUGAGUACUCUAAAUCUUUAAAACCACCUGAGGUUAUUUGUUAUAGGUGUCAAGGCCAAGGUCACCUUGCAAAAGAUUGCCCCACAAAACGAGCUGUGAAGAUGGCACUACGUGAAGCAAGAGAAACCAACUUGGAGAUAAGUGAUUCCUUUACUAGAAUAGAUAAAAAGUUUGAUGAUCUUAUCAACUUGAUUAAAGCUGGAUCUAAUUCUGUUUCUAGUAAUUCCAUGACUGUCUUAACACACUUGUGUAGUGCCCAAAAGGUUAAAAACAUUUCAGGUACUAACAUGGAAAUCAAGGAACAAGAACCCAACCUUGCUGCGCAAGCAAGUUCAACACUUGAAAAUUCUCAAGUCCCAACUAAUGAUAAGGUGAUUUCUGAACUUAAUGUGACUAAUCGUAACUAUCAAAACACUGGGAUGAUGCACUUGUACUCUGUCCAGAAUGUUUAUAAAGGUCUAGGUAAUGAGGAGACACGUCCAGAAGCUCAACAACAAGAGAAUAAUGAGCAAUCUAUCCUAGAGACCUCUACACCAGCUGAUCAUGCUUUAGAGGUAGCAAAUACCGAAGCUGAAUCAAUGCAAGAUAACCAGGUAAGUGAAGCUCUAAAUCUUACUCAAUACUAUUUUUUUGAAUCCUCCACUUCAAGUAUGAAACACUUGCUCUUGCCCAUAAGUGAUGAUUCAGGUAUAGGUACUAUGACUUUAGAGAAUAUGAAAGGUAUUGAGAAGUCUAAGAGAGAUUCAAGAGAGAUUAGAGUGUUUAAGAGAAAGUGUAUGAGAUUAUCAUGAUGAACUAGAGAGAGAGAGACUCAUAAACUCGUGUAUAUUAUUAAUCAAUCAGAUUACAAGUUAUAUAGUAAGGGAGAGAGACACUAGGUUAAACAUUAGGGAAAACAUAAGCAUGUGGAGUCAAAGGGGAAGAGGAGCGUCCAUUUGAAAUGAUCCAAUGGGAGAGCUUACACGCUUUGGUAUCUUGGCAUCUAAGACCAAGAUGCUGUUUGCUUUACAGCCUGGAACAGCUAGAGACGCGCUGGUCUUCUUCCCUCAACGGACUGAUCAGGAUAAGGCUGUAACAAGUUUAAUCUCUCACGGUAACUCCACUUGGGUAACUUUAGGAUGAUCCUCUUUCCCUAAGUGUACGGCCUCACUUGUACGGCCUUGGCUUGUACGGACAUCCCUCAUGUACUGAUUCCUUAUCAGAAUCCUCUCAUCCCUUCAUGCCUUCACCUUGAUGUCUCUUCUCUCCUUUUAUUUAACACUCCCCCUCAAGCUUAGACUCUUGCAAGGCUAAGCUUGGAAAGGCCAUGAGAUCUUCCUCAUUAAAAACCUCACCAAAGAAAACCCAUUGGGACAAAACUUUGAUGAGGGAAAAAGAGUGAAGAACUCAUGGCUAAGGGGACUCAGCCACUUGGUGUGAGAUCCAGGAGUCCUAGCCUGAUGUGAAUGGACUCCAUGGUCUUCUGUCUCGCGGCUUUGGUAAAGACAUCAGCUAACUGAUCCUCACUCCUUGUAUAGCAUGGCAAGAUUACUUCCAAGACAAUCAUCUGCCUCACCUUGUGACAAUCAACUUCAAUGUGCUUGGUUCUCUCAUGGAAGACUGAGUUGGUUGCAAUGUGUAUAGCCGCUUGAUUGUCACAAUGCAUAGUCAUUGGAGUUGCUUGCUCUAUCUCCAAAUGCUUCAAGAUCCCUUUGAUCCAUACCAACUCAUUGG